GGUUCAUGAGCGGACCAUUCAAGGCGCGGUGUCGCUCAGCGCCGUCGGAAGCGCAGAUGCGCCCGUCAGACAGACAAACAAGCGGGCAAGCGGGACUGUGGCGCGCUUUAAUCGUUUUUGUUUGUUUGUUAUUUUGAGCGCGGACGCUGCAUGUGAGCGCGCAGGUGCGCGAUGCCGCUGCUUCCCGCACAGCAGCCGCAGCUGAUCCGCAGCAGCCAGAAGGACGAGUUCUACCAGAACUGUCUGCGGAACCAGGCCAACGAGGCUGUGCAGAGCUUGGCAGGAUCCAAGAGGUGGCUGGAGUGGAGGAAGGAGGUGGAGCUGCUGUCGGAUCUGGCGUACUAUGGGUUAACAACCUUGUCUGGAUACCAGACUUUGGGGGAGGAGUAUGUCAGCAUCAUCCAGGUCGACCCUUCAAAGCGGAGGGUGCCGUCGCGGACUCGGCGUGUGGUUCUGAUCUUGCUCCACACCUUUGUGCCCUACCUGCUUGACAAGGCACUGAUCUGCCUGGAGAACGAGCUGCAAGCCGAAGGCCUGGAGUCCCGAGCUGGUCGGAGUGAAGCGACCCGGUCCUGGAACCCCGCUUCGUACCUGCGGGCCCAAAUGCGGCGAGCUGUGAGGCUACUGACAGAAGAGCAGAAGAAGGCGCUGCUGCCGGCCGUCCUUGUGCUCCAGCAGGGCGUCACCCUCCUGCACAGGUUCCACGUGGCCUUCUUCUACAUCAACGGUGCCUUCUACCACCUGGCCAAGCGGGCCGCAGGCAUCAGUUACCUGCGUGUUCAGGGAGAGGCCGGUGAGAGCCUGAUGAUACGCACCAGUUACAAGGUGCUCGGCGUGGUGUCCCUGCUGCAGCUGGCGCUGACGCUUACACUGCAGCUCAACAACUUCAGGCAGAGACGGAGAGCCAGGGAAGAGUGGAAACUGCACCGGAACCUUCCCUCCAGCGCCCAGCCAGCGGAGCCACCUGGUGCCAAGGCUGCCCGUUGCAUCCUCUGUUUGGAGCAGCGGAGGCACUCGACAGCCACACCCUGCGGACACCUCUUCUGCUGGGAGUGCAUCACCGAGUGGUGCAACACCAAGGCGGAGUGUCCCUUGUGCAGAGAGAAAUUCCUGCCCCACAGACUGGUGUAUCUACGGAACUACAAAUAACAAGCCCUCGGCACUCUGUUCAUCUCGUAAACCAUUUGAGAUGUGAACACACUGGAAUUCGGUUAAAACUGUUGCACUUUUAUCCAGUUUAUUCCAUUCGAGAUAUUUUGGCUGUAGCACAGAAGUAUAAAAUUGCUACAGGUGCUGCAGGACACAGGCAGGUCGCAGUAUUAAACAUUUCUUUGUGGUUUUUUUUUUUUUU
Messenger RNA from Scleropages formosus (Asian bonytongue), 1351 nucleotides. RefSeq names its product peroxisomal biogenesis factor 10 (gene pex10). Bases 172 to 1149 code for a protein of 325 amino acids. Lineage: Eukaryota; Metazoa; Chordata; Actinopteri; Osteoglossiformes; Osteoglossidae. The record is from RefSeq and is a predicted model, not a curated record. The transcript is spliced from 6 exons. Gene Ontology annotation, molecular function: zinc ion binding. Gene Ontology annotation, cellular component: peroxisomal membrane. Gene Ontology annotation, biological process: protein import into peroxisome matrix.